AUGGAGCUCGAUUACGACGUGAUUGUUGUGGGUGGAGGAUUUGGUGGAGUAUACCAGCUUUACAACUUACGGAAGCUGGGCUUCAGUGUUCGCCUGUUCGAGGCUGGAGCGAAGUUGGGGGGGAUCUGGUAUUGGAAUUGCUAUCCAGGCGCUCGCGUCGACACUGAGGUGCCUGUUUAUCAGUUACCAGAAGCAGAGUUGUUUGAAGACUUCAAAUGGCAACAGAAGUACGUCCGCGCAACGCCCCGCCAUGUCAAUGUCAAGCUGACGGCGUCAAUCAGAUAUCCGGGUCGAGACGCCCUCCGAGAGUACUUCGAGCACAUGGACAAAGUCUGGGGCUUGAGCAAAGACAUAAGUUACAACAGCCGGGUUACAGCAUGUGAAUGGGACAACGACAAGCUUCGAUGGAACGUCAAGAUUGCACAGAUGCAACUCAACGGGCCGACAGAAAUCGAACGACACUCGAAGUCGAUUAUAGUCUGCACGGGGUUCGCAUCUCGACCAUACUUCCCACCAUACAACGGGAUAGAGAAGUACAAGGGAAUGAUGUACCACACAUCAGCAUGGCCGCAAGAGAACAUCAGCAUGAAGGACAAGCGCGUGGCUGUGAUUGGGACUGGUGCCAGCGGGGUCCAGGUGAUUCAAACGAUAGCAACAGAAGUCAAGCAGUUGACGGUCUACCAACGGACACCCAACUAUGCUCUGCCAAUGGGCAACAACGAGCUACCGGCCGAGCGGUUGAAGUACUACAAAGAAAACUAUCCGGAGCUGAUGGGCAAGAUGAACACCACAUUCGCUGGCUUCCUGUACGACUUCAACCCCGGCGAGUGUAUGAAGGCCACUCCAGAAGAACGUGAGGCACUUUUCGAGGAGCUCUACACCAAGGGUGGUCUGCACUUUUGGCUAGGAACAUACGCCGACGUUUUGAAGAACAAGGAGGCGAACGCAAUGGCAUACGAAUUCUGGAAGAAGAAGACGCAUGCGAGAAUCAAGGACAAGAAGAAGGCCGAGAUCCUCGCACCCGAAGUUCCUCCUCAUCCAUACGGAACCAAGCGAGUUAGCCUGGAGCAAAACUACUUCGAAGCCUUCAACGACGAGAAGGUGGACGUCGUCCCCGUCAAGGACAAUCCAAUCUCGAACUUCACCUCUGAUGGAAUCAUCACUGCUGAUGGCGAGGAGCGGAAAUUCGAUCUCGUCGUGCUAGCGACUGGCUUUGAUGCGAUUACAGGUGGUGUCACGCAGAUAAACAUUCGUGGUGAGGAUGGCAUGCCGAUCAAGGAGAGGUGGUCGGAGGGCACAAGGACGUAUCUCGGAAUGGCGUCCAGAAAUUACCCGAAUAUGUUCAUCAUCUACGGCCCCCAAGCACCAACAGCGUUCGUCACCGGCGGUCUCAAUGCGAAGAUGCAGGGGCAUUGGGUCGGUAACUGCUUGGCCUACAUGCGGGAUAAAGGUAUCAGCAAGAUCCAGCCGACGGCAGAUGCGGAAGAGACAUGGCGGAGCCAUUGCGAGGAAGUGGGCAAAAUGGGCCUUUUCUCGGAGACCGAGAGCUGGUACUUCGGAAACAACAUCCCUGGCAAGCCCAAGGAGGCGCUGAACUAUAUGGGCGGGAAUCAAGCGUACAAGUCGUGGCUCAGAGACAGCGAGGAGAAUGACUACAAGGGGUUUGAGUACCAAUAA
Molecule: messenger RNA, 1677 nt
Organism: Saxophila tyrrhenica
Lineage: Eukaryota; Fungi; Ascomycota; Dothideomycetes; Mycosphaerellales; Extremaceae
Exons: 4
Coding region: 1-1677 (558 amino acids)
Molecular function (GO): oxidoreductase activity
Source: RefSeq, a predicted model, not a curated record